AUGUCUAUUGAGGAAUGGAAGAAAACCAAGCUAGUGGGUGUGAUUGGCAUGGGCGACAUGGGCCGUCUGUUUGCUAACCACUGGAACUCUCAGGGCUGGAAAGUGCUGGCCUGUGAUCAGGAAUCCCACUAUGAGAAGCUCAAGGAGGAAUUUGCCGAUUCGGAGAUUGAAAUCGUCCAGAAUGGCCACUAUGUGUCUCGAAAGUGCGAUUACAUUCUCUACUGCGUCGAGGCCGAGAAUAUCGGCAAGAUUGUCAGCAUCUACGGUCCCUCUACAAAGGUCGGUUCCAUUGUAGGUGGUCAAACGUCCUGUAAGGCUCCCGAGAUGGCUGCGUUCGAGGCACAUCUGCCCUCUGACGUGGAUAUCAUCUCGUGCCACUCACUACACGGCCCCAAAGUCAACCCCGAGGGCAUGCCUCUGGUGAUUAUCCGACACAGAAACACCGAGGAGUGGAAGUUCGAGUUUGUGCAGUCACUGCUGGAGUCACUCAAGUCCAAGAUUGUCUACCUGUCGGCAGAGCAACACGACAAAAUCACUGCCGACACACAGGCUGUGACUCACGCCGCAUUUCUGACCAUGGGCAAGGCCUGGCAGGCGAACGGACAGUACCCCUGGCAGAUAAGCCGUUGGAUCGGAGGUCUGGAAAACGCAAAGAUGAACAUCUCGCUGCGAAUCUACUCCAAUAAAUGGCACGUCUAUGCCGGUCUGGCCAUCUCAAACCCCGCUGCCAAGGUUCAGAUCCAGCAGUACGCAUCCAGUGCCGGCGAUCUGUACAAACUCAUGAUCACAGGCAAGGAGCAGGAGUUGCUUGACCGCCUUACGGCUGCCCGAGACUUUGUGUUUGGAGGCCUCAAGAAGGAACACUCGCUGCUGCUGUCCGAUGAGAUUCUCGAAAAGUUUUCGCUCGGAACCAAACCCCUGGGAGAAACACAAAAGCCGAACUCGCAUCUGUCACUGCUGUCCAUUGUCGACUCGUGGCACAAACUCAAGAUCAACCCCUACGACCACGUCAUCUGCUCGACACCUCUGUUCCGAAUCUGGCUGGGUGUCACUGAAUACGUCUUUUGCACUCCAGGACUGCUCGAACAGUGCAUCAAACACUCCAUUACUAACCAGGACUUCCGACCCGACGAUCUGGAGUUUGUGGUGGCUGCUCGAACGUGGUCUAAGGUCGUUUCUUACGGCUCCUACAAACUGUACGAGCAGGAGUUCAACGACACCCAAAAAUACUUUGCUCACAUGUUCCCUGAAGCCACUCGAAUUGGCAACGAGAUGAUCAACACCAUUCUGUCAACCACUUAA
Molecule: messenger RNA, 1302 nt
Organism: Yarrowia lipolytica CLIB122
Lineage: Eukaryota; Fungi; Ascomycota; Dipodascomycetes; Dipodascales
Biological process (GO): L-tyrosine biosynthetic process
Molecular function (GO): NAD+ binding; prephenate dehydrogenase (NAD+) activity; prephenate dehydrogenase (NADP+) activity
Source: RefSeq, a predicted model, not a curated record